AUGGCACCCAGAAUGCGCAUACCCACUGUCGAAUUCCGAUCGCUCCUUCUACCGCCCGUACGAAUUCCGAUACGCGCCCUCCAUACACUGUACCGCCCGCAAUGCGCCCCUCACAUACCGCGCCCCGCCUGUCCCACGCAGCGCCUCGAGCAGCGCCGCGCGCUCAACCUCUACAAAACGGCCAAGGCCAAGACAGUCCUCGGACAGCACAAAGUUCUCAACUUUAGCUCAUGGGAGAUUGAAAUUCUGGCGCCACUGCAAAGUGUAAAGCACCGAGUCAAACUAUGGCAGACAGACAAGAAGGCUAAGAAGCUGUCCGUAAUAGCGGAGAGCGCCUCCUUCGAAGAACUCCUCACACAACACGUCGGACCUGGGAAAAUGCUCUACUGCCUCAGCGAGGUCAAGAAAGGAAUGGCAAAGAGUCACAUCGACGACCCAGAGCGGCCAAUACCCGAAGAGUUGAAGGACUUCGCCAUCCACAACGCCUACACCUACCGAGCCCCAAAGACAGCGGGGCAAAAAGGCAAACAAAUAGGCGGCCUGAAAAACAUCAUCCUCAACGAGUCCAGCCCCGUCGAAUACUUCAGAAUGUGCAUGGACCGCGCCUACCAAUUCAUCGAAGCCGGACACGCCGUCGAAUUCCGGCUGCGCCUACAGGGAAAGAUGCUCUUGAAAGAAGAGCGCAUCAAGCCCGCAGGACCAGAGCGCUGGCUAUGGAUGCACACGCACUUCCCGCACCUGCGCCCCGAAAUCAUCAUGAAGAGCAUGCCCGAAGACACGCGCUACCUCAUCAACCCCGUGUCCGACGGCCGCCUCGUCCAAUGGGUCGCCGUCGCAGGCCACAAAGCAGAACCAGCCAUCAACCUCGACAAACGCCUCUUCCGCAUCAAGGACUCUGUGACCUCGUCCAUUCAAUCGGGGAACCAGGCUAUGUUGCCUAGGAUUAUGAGGCAGCAGCUGCGGAAUCAGGGGUCGGAGGAUUAUAGUAUCAAUACGGGGUUGCCGCGGGAGCAGGCGAGGGCGAAGCAUGGGAAGGGGGGCAAGAGGGUACUGAGUGGUGAGGAGAAGAAGUGGCUUAAGAGGGAUGAGGAGACGGAUGGGUUUUUGGUGCCGGAUCCGGAUGCGGGGUUGCCUAUUAGGAGGCUGGAUGAUCGGAGGGAUAAGAGGGGUGAGGGGCAGAGGUGGGAGCAGAGGGGGUAUAUUGGGAAUAAGAGAAGUUCUCAAUAG
Messenger RNA from Alternaria metachromatica, 1227 nucleotides. RefSeq lists its product as uncharacterized. The record is from RefSeq and is a predicted model, not a curated record. The transcript has a single exon. The coding region runs from base 1 to 1227 and encodes 408 amino acids. NCBI's taxonomy places the organism in Eukaryota, Fungi, Ascomycota, Dothideomycetes, Pleosporales, Pleosporaceae.